AACCUCUCCUCCACAGGAGUCAUCCACUUCAUCUUUUCUGUUCCUCACCAGUAUUAUUUGAUCCAGGAGGAAAAAACAUGGAGUGAUGCUCAGGCUCACUGCCGAGCCGUACACACCGACCUGGCUAUCAUCACAAGUACUGACGACAUGGUCCAAUUUCAGAAUGAAGAACAAACACAACAAUUCACUUCCAAAGCUUGGAUUGGACUGUACAAUGAUGUCAACAGCUGGCGCUGGUCCUAUGGAAAUGAGCUACUGGGAAGUUUGAGACUGUGGAAGUCAUAUGAGCCCAACAAUGCUGAUGGACAUCAGGAGUGUGGUACAAUAGAUGGGACUGGUUGGAAUGAUAGAGCAUGUACUUCCACAUACCCCUCUGUGUGCUUUGACGACACUAAAACUGGCACCGACAGAUACAUUUACAUCAAUAAUACAUUGACAUGGUCUGAAGCUCAGAGUUACUGCAGAACGUAUCAUACAGAUCUGGUCUCGGUUAAAGAUGAAACAGCAAAUUCUUUGAUAGGAGCACUGACCUCUGGCUGGACUUGGACUGGUCUGUUCAGAGACUCCUGGAAGUGGAUCGACCACACCAAAAUCUCUGUCAUCACCUGGCAGUCUGGAGAACCUGAUAAUUACAUGGAGAAUGAAACUUGUGGUUAUGUAAAUAACAGUCAGGCUGCUGAUGAACAGUGCACAGAGUUAAUGCCAUUCUUCUGUUACUCGGAAGCAGUAAUCCCUCGAAAACAACAAAUCAUGAAGGUGGCGGUCCAGUCCAAACAGAACGUGAAUGAUCCUGCAUUAAAGCUGGCCAUUUUGGAGCAGAUCAAGCAGAAACUGAAGGACCACGGAAUGGUACAGAACAUGACAGCGAAAUGGAAAGAACAACCCGAUGGAAAGGUGUUUCACAAGAAGACAGAAAAAGAAGAAUUCUAAGUCUAUAGUCUUAAUUUAUGUAAAUUUGUAGCGCUCUAGCCUUUUUAAGUGUGACUAACGUGAGAAGAUUAAUGAGAGGUAGUUUACUGUUAAAGGGAUGGUGAUGGGUCUAAUUUACUCAUUUUUAUUUAUUUUUUAUGUGCAUGUCUAAAAUAAUUAUUUUCUUGUCAAACAAUGCUGUUAACAAUGCUGAUGUUGCUAACAUAAAGUUCUGUGUAAAUAUAUUCAUUAUAGUGAAAAUAUGGCUAUGUGAUGCGAGAAAGCAUGAAUGAUGUGUAAGAUGUUUUCCCCCUGCUGUCUCUCCUCCUGCUUCCUUCUGAACUCCACCUGCAGGGUUCCACCAUGGUCCUCGUUUCACUCACUGACUCCAUGCAAUGCACGGAAUUAAAAAUAAUAUUAUAUAAAAUAAUAAACAGCAUUAAAACACUAUUUUAAUAAUCACCAGAUUCCAAGGAAAGUGGUGGCGUCUGUCACAAGUGUCGUCUAUCCGGGAUAAAUUUCAGCUAACUGAGCUUUACAAAAAAACACUUUUUGGAAAGUCUUUGAAGAAUCGUCAUAUGUUGCUCUAAAACCGCUCCAUACCUUUCAGCAUUAAUUAUGUCUUUUAAGAUGUGCAAGCUGCCCAUUCCAUAGGCACUAACACAUCCCCAUACCAUCAGUGAUGCAGGCUUUUGACCUGAGCGCUGAUCACAAGCUGGGUGGUACGUCGCCUCUUGAGUCCGGAUAAUGUGGCAUCCAUGGUUUUCAAAAAUAU
Tachysurus fulvidraco (yellow catfish) is the source of this 1684-nucleotide messenger RNA. Its product is annotated as C-type mannose receptor 2-like. The record is from RefSeq and is a predicted model, not a curated record. Bases 148 to 930 code for a protein of 260 amino acids. NCBI's taxonomy places the organism in Eukaryota, Metazoa, Chordata, Actinopteri, Siluriformes, Bagridae. The transcript is spliced from 4 exons.